Messenger RNA from Malania oleifera, 2864 nucleotides. Its product is annotated as CRM-domain containing factor CFM3, chloroplastic/mitochondrial. Bases 196 to 2610 code for a protein of 804 amino acids. Gene Ontology annotation, biological process: RNA splicing, via transesterification reactions. Lineage: Eukaryota; Viridiplantae; Streptophyta; Magnoliopsida; Santalales; Ximeniaceae. Gene Ontology annotation, molecular function: mRNA binding. The record is from RefSeq and is a predicted model, not a curated record. The transcript is spliced from 9 exons.
GUUUUUCUUGCCCAAAUUAUUAAUCAUUUGUGGAUCAUGUUCGUUAAUAGAAACACAAUUUGGUAUAAUUUAGGCGCUGUGAGUAUACUUCUCAAGAGAAAAUAUCCUAGUUCCAACUGACCUUAUCGUCUCCAUCCGCCACAACCCAUUCUCUCCGGCACAAGCUAUGGUAGCUGAAAGAACAAGCUGAUCAGAAUGUCCCUCGCCACGGUCAAAUUCACAGAACUUCCACUCCGUACCUCACUUCCUCUCUCAUUCUCUUCCCCAAAACCCUCUCUUUCACUCCUCAAAUCUUUCUCUUGUCUCCGAACAUCCACUCUGACUCAGCACAACUUCCCCAAUACCCCUAGCAAAACCCCAAGCUCUAGCUCUGCUUCUCACAGUUCUAGGAUUUCCUCCGCCCCCUGGAUCAACAAAUGGCCUGCUCUGAACCCCCCAAUCUCCUCGAGCAGGAGAGAGACUGUGAAUACAGUGGAUAAGCGAGAGCACGAUCGGGCGGAGACCCUAUAUUUCGAUAAGGAUAGAGGAACUAGUGCAAUUGAGAGGAUUGUGCUUCGGUUGCGGAAUUUAGGGUUGGGAUCGGACGACGAGAAGGAAGAGGAAGGUGAGAGUGAUGCAAUGCAGCUGCGUGGGGACGAGAAGUUGGGGGAUUUGUUGCAGCGGGACUGGGUGCGGCCUGAUAAAAUGUUGCUGGAGAAUGAAGAAGAUGAUAUGGUUUUGCCGUGGGAGCGGACGGAGGAUUUGAAUGGGCCUGCGGAGGACGACGAGAGAAGGAGGAAGAAGAGGGUGGUGAAGGCGCCAACGCUGGCAGAAUUGACGAUUGAGGAUGAGGAGUUAAGGAGGUUGAGGAGGCUUGGGAUCACACUACGGGAGAGGAUUAACGUGCCCAAGGCUGGCGUUACGCAGGCGGUUCUAGAGAAGAUUCAUGACAAGUGGAGGAAAUCGGAAUUGGUGAGGCUUAAGUUCCAUGAGGUACUUGCACACAAUAUGAAGUUGGCGCACGAGAUUGUUGAGCGUCGAACGGGAGGAUUAGUUAUAUGGAAGUCUGGAAGUGUUAUGGUUGUCUUCCGGGGAAGUAACUAUGAAGGGCCUUCAUCUAGACCCCAGUCUCUUGGUACAGAAGGUGAAAUGUUUGUUCCGGAUGUUUCUUCUGUUGAUAAUCUGGUAGUGAGGAAUGUAAAAGAUGAUAGUUCAACUCUAAAAAGGAGUGAGCCCAAUGUUAAGAUUCAAGACAGUGUCGAGGGCAUGACUGAAGAGGAAUCCAACUUCAACAGCAUGCUAGAUGGUUUGGGUCCUCGUUUUGUUGAAUGGUGGGGUAGAGGGAUAAUUCCUGUUGAUGCUGAUUUACUCCCUCAAACAAUUCCUGGUUACAAAACUCCUUUCAGGCUUCUUCCAACAGGAAUGCGAUCUCGACUAACCAAUGCGGAGAUGACCAAUUUACGAAAGCUUGCCAAAUCACUACCAUGUCAUUUUUCCCUCGGGAGAAAUAGACAUCAUCAAGGGUUGGCAGCUGCUAUAAUAAAGCUUUGGGAGAAAAGCCUUGUUGUGAAGAUUGCUAUCAAACGAGGAAUCCAGAAUACAAACAACAAGUUAAUGGCUGAGGAGCUAAAGAACUUAACAGGAGGAAUUUUACUGCUUAGAAAUAAGUAUUACAUUAUCAUGUACCGUGGAAAGGAUUUCCUCCCUACAAGCGUUGCUGCUGCUUUGGCAGAAAGACAGGAAUUGACGAAGCAGAUUCAAGAUGUUGAAGAGAGAGCGAGAAGUGGAGCAGCAAAGGUGGCUUCAUCAAGUGAAGAUGGACAGGCUCUUGCAGGUACUUUGACUGAGUUUUAUGAGGCUCAAGCGCGGUGGGGAAGAGAAAUUCCUGCUGAAGAGCAUAAGAAGAUGAUAGAAAAUGCUUCUAGAGCUAAGACUGAAAGGGUAGUCAAGCGAAUUGAACAUAAGCUAGCUAUUGCCCAAAGCAAAAAGCUUAGAGCAGAGAGAUUGUUAGCCAAGAUAGAAACAUCCAUGGUUCCCAUUGGUCCUUCUGAUGACCAGGAAACAAUUACUGAAGAGGAACGAUUUAUGUUUCGAAGAGUUGGUUUAAGAAUGACGCCAUAUUUGCCUCUUGGCAUCCGUGGUGUUUUUGAUGGUGUUAUUGAGAAUAUGCAUUUGCAUUGGAAGCAUAGAGAGCUUGUGAAGCUGAUCUCUAAGCAGAAGACCCUUGCUUUUGUUGAAGAAACAGCUAGGUUAUUGGAAUAUGAGAGUGGUGGAAUUCUGGUGGCCAUAGAGAGAGUUCCAAAAGGUUUUGCACUUAUUUAUUAUCGGGGGAAGAACUAUCGACGGCCCAUUAGCAUUAGGCCAAGAAAUCUUCUAACAAAGGCAAAAGCAUUAAAGCGUUCAGUGGCCAUUCAGCGGCAUGAGGCUCUCAGUCAGCACAUAUCUGAACUGGAGAGAACCAUAGAGCAAAUGAAAAUAGAACUUGGUAAAGCUGAAGAUGUAGAGGACAAGAAUAUUGGAACCCCAGAGGAUCAUGUCAUGGGUCUUACCCAGAGUGAGGAUGAAGAUUCAUGCAUGGAUUCUGAUGGCAACAAUGACGAAGAUUUUUUUGAUUCAGAAGAUGGAGAGUAGCUUGAGUUGUGGCCAUCCUUUCAGCAAGAAAUUCGUUCCAUAUAUAUAUGUAUUAGAAGGAAAUGGACAGGACAUUCUUCAUGCACCAUAAGAUAACCCUUGAGCUUUAAGUUUAUAGAUUGAGGCUUGCUCGGACAAGAGCAAAAGAGAUCUGUACAAGCUUCCGCAGCAUCAAUCUUUUCGACCAGGCCAGCGUUGUAAAGAAGAAACUGGAAAAAAUUCAAAUGAAUAAAAAUAAUAAUAAUAAUUUUUUU